CGACGACCUCAGUUCCUAGCAGUCAUGGUAACGACACAUGGGAGCAGCUGUCUCGGGCGAAAGCUAGAGGAGCAGAGUACAACUCCAAUGAACGCCGACCAUUCUCUCAGUGUCUACCGGGGACGCGGCAAGAGCUCUUAGGCAGGUUGCAUGAUAUGGUGACGGAAGAAGACAACCGGAUCGUCUGGCUCUUUGGAGAGUCAGGUUCGGGGAAGUCGAGUGUUGCGUACACACUGGCUAAGCAGCUAAGCGCGCAGGACAAGCUUGCCGCAACGUUCUUCUUCUCACGGACACAUGCCGAUCGGAGCGAUACCAGUCUUGUGUUCCUCACCCUUGCGUACCAGAUCGGUCUUCUUCAUCCCAGGGCGAAAGAUAUCAUUGCCAAAGCCAUUAACAAUGAUCCGGAGCUCCUAUCUAGCGCGAAGUGCCGAUCAGACCAGUUCGAGCAUCUGGUUAAGGCGCCGUUGAAGAGCCUGCGGCUGGUCUGGGAAACACCCAGAAAAAUCGUAUUAGAUGCCAUCGACGAAGGAGUAACGAGCGACAGGGCCUCCCUCGAACCGCUCAUUCUCGCCAUGAACGACCUCAUUCACGACCCUAGCAUACCAAUCUCUCAUGUUCUCGUGACGAGUCGGCCUUCCCCUUUGCUUGACACUUUGUUACGGAGGUUGACUGCCGAGGGCUCAGUCCAAUCACUCAACAUACAGCAUUUCGACUCCCAUCACGACGUGGAACUCUUCCUGCGACACUCUUUUGACGAAAUUUACGACAUGCGCGACAUUUCCUUCCUCCACGAGAAACCAUGGCCUUCUUCGAGAGUCAUUAGCUCCUUAUCCUGUCGCAUCAAGGGAAGAUUUAUUGUUGCUGCAACAGUCGUCAGGCUGAUCAGCAAGUCCGAAAGCCCGGGCGACUGCCUUGACUUGAUCUCGAAGAUGUAUGAUGGGAAUGUCGAUACUGUUGACCUUGACCUCGGUGAUAUUGACUCUAUCUAUCGCUAUGUGCUUUCCUCUUGCGAAGAACACAACCAGCGAUCAGGAGUAGAGCAUUUAUCCGACAUCAUGGUGUUGGCAAAACCAUUGACACUUCCGGACAUCUGCGCACUGUCUGGCGUGGACAUUUCGAAACACAUCGUACACCUCUCGGCUAUCGUCGUUCUGCCUCCCAUGUACUCCCUGAUGACCGUGCAGGUGUAUCAUUCGUCUCUUCAGGACUAUCUAUGGGAUAAAUCUAGGUCUGGCGACUUCCACGUCUCUCCGCUUAGCUCGCACGACCGUCUGGCUGGCUGGUGCUUCCAGCUCAUAAAGCGGAAGCUAAAAGGCGACGAGACCAAGGUCCAAGCAGUUGAAGACGCAAAGCAGAUCAAAACCCCUCUUCGAUAUGCUAUGUCGUAUUGGUGCUACCAUCUACAACGCUCAGAACCGAGCCGGAGAGUCCGAGCUCUUACUCACGACUUUGUGAAGAAUCGAGCGGUCCUAUUCCUGGAGACAGCUGCCGCUUUGGGACAAUUUGCCGAAGCGAUGUAUUGUCUCAUCCAUGCUUGGUUUGUUAUCAGCAGAUGGAAGCCCUUCUUAAACCAGGACGAGAUAUUGGCUGGGUUGGAAGUGCAUUGGAGAGCUUAUAACCACUACCUCGCAGAAAGAUCAAGAGCACCAGGCGGAUCCUCGAAGGGUCCCACACGUGCUAGAUCGGGCUCUACCGGCACCAAGCACGUCUCAGCAGUGGUAGAGCUGGAGACGGGGGGUCAAACAGCGGCUCACUCUCAGCCUCCUUCCGCAGGAAUCAUGCCCACCGCUGACUUGACCAUGUUACCGGAAGUCUCCAGUUGGCCGUAUUUCAGAAGUUUCUGAGGGUUUCAAAUUUUCUGUCAGUAUGUUAUAUGUUGUCGAAGUUGCUAAACCGUAUGUAAGACGAGCCACGCUGGCGCUGAUACCCUUU
This is a messenger RNA of Coniophora puteana RWD-64-598 SS2, 1932 nucleotides long. RefSeq lists its product as uncharacterized. The record is from RefSeq and is a predicted model, not a curated record. The transcript is spliced from 4 exons. The coding region runs from base 156 to 1844 and encodes 562 amino acids. Lineage: Eukaryota; Fungi; Basidiomycota; Agaricomycetes; Boletales; Coniophoraceae.